AUGACCCCCGCUGCCUUCCUGGGGAGGGAGGGGUACAACCAGGAUGGCCAAGGAGAACAGUACUACGAGACUGGCAGCAUCCGACCUGGAGUGAUAGGGGGCUCAAAGCCCAAGGUGGCCACCCCCAAGGUGGUGGAGAAGAUCGGGGACUACAAACGGCAGAACCCGACCAUGUUUGCCUGGGAGAUCCGAGACCGGCUCCUGGCCGAGGGCGUCUGUGACAACGACACUGUGCCCAGUGUCAGCUCCAUCAACAGAAUCAUCCGGACCAAGGUGCAGCAACCGUUCAACCUUCCCAUGGACGGCUGCGUGGCCACCAAGUCCCUGAGCCCAGGACACACGCUGAUCCCCAGCUCAGCCGUGACGCCCCCAGAGUCUCCCCAGUCCGAUUCUCUGGGUUCAACCUACUCCAUCACCGGGCUCCUGGGGGUCGCGCAGCCUGGCAGCGACAGCAAGAGGAAACUGGACGACAGUGACCAGGACAGCUGCCGGCUGAGCCUUGACUCCCAGAGCAGCGGCAGCGGGCCCCGCAAGCACCUCCGCACGGACGCCUUCAGCCAGCACCACCUUGAGCCGCUCGAGUGCCCCUUUGAUCGGCAGCCGUACCCAGAGGCCUACGUCUCCCCGAGCCACACCAAAGGCGAGCAGGGCCUCUACCCGCUGCCGUUGCUCAACAGCGCCCUGGACGACGGGAAGGCCACCCUGACCCCUUCCAAUACACCCUUGGGGCGCAACCUCUCGACUCAUCAGACCUACCCCGUGGUGGCAGAUCCUCAUUCACCCUUCGCCAUAAAGCAGGAAACCCCCGAGGUGUCCAGUUCUAGCUCCACCCCUUCCUCUUUAUCUAGCUCCGCCUUUUUGGAUCUGCAGCAAGUCGGCUCCGGGGUCCCAGCAGGUGCCUCGGUCCCGCCCUUCAAUGCCUUUCCCCAUGCUGCCUCCGUGUACGGGCAGUUCACGGGCCAGGCCCUCCUCUCAGGGCGAGAGAUGGUGGGGCCCACGCUGCCUGGAUACCCACCCCACAUCCCCACCAGUGUACAGGGCAGCUAUGCCUCUUCUGCCAUCGCAGGCAUGGUGGCAGGAAGCGAAUACUCCGGCAACGCCUAUGGCCACACCCCGUACUCCUCCUACAGCGAGGCCUGGCGCUUCCCCAACUCCAGCUUGCUGAGUUCCCCGUAUUAUUACAGUUCCACAACAAGGCCAAGCGCGCCACCUACCACUGCCGCGGCCUUUGACCAUCUGUAGUUGCCAUGGGGACAGUGGGAGCGACUGAGCAACAGAAGGACUCGGCCUGGGACGGGCCCCAGAGAGUCACACAAAGGAAUCUUUAUUUAUUACAUGAAAAAUAACCACAAAUCCAGCAUCACGGCUCCCUCCCCGUGUGGUUGAUUUAAUGAACCAUGAGAGACCGGACGACGUUGGAGAAGGCCACGCUGUCCUCCAGGACUCCUUAAUGAGGGGCAGGAGUCCCAGGGGGACAGAACCGUCCCGUUCCAAAGAGACAAAAUUGGAGGAGAAGUGGGGAGAGAAGAGGGGACAGCCAGAGGCUUGAGAGGGACGGCAUACGGGGCCCACGACGGGGUCAGGGGCACACAGAGGCACCUCUGUGGCCCCAUCACCGACACGCUCUAGCAGCCGCGGGCUGUAAGCGCUUCGGUCCAGCCCACGAGCCACAGCGGGUGCGAAGGCUCUCCCGCACCGCCGCCCGGAGACGCACCACCUUCUCUGGGCAGCUUGCCUGGCGCUUUCCACUCCUCUCCCUCUUGGCCCACAGGCUGAACCCUGGGUCCAGCCAACCAGGAGCUCUGCCCGGUGGUCAAGGUGGUCAUCCGCCUUCCUUUUACCUGCUGCGGUGAAUGUAGGAGCUCCGUCCCAGAGGCUCCCCACCACGGAGCCACCCCUUGGCGGCCAGACCUCAGCCUGGCCGAGCCUACUGCAGCUUGAGACAGACAUUCCGAAGCCCCUGGGCUCCUGGGGGUGGGGUGCAGCCCUGCCCAGGGCGGAGCCAGGCACCAUGGCUGGGGACCCGCCUCCCCUCCCAACAGCCCUGCCGAGCCCACAGCUACCCCCCAAAGCCAGCCAUGGCGGUUUCCUCUCUGGCUCCCACCGUGCCUGCCCUCCGCUCCCCAGGCCCGACUGUAAAUACUGUAAAUGAGGGUCUGCUUGAGCCCAGCUGCCGUCUUCCUCUCAGUGAACUGUCUCCCUGCCAUGUCGGGCUUCUCCCCCUGACGCUUCUUUUUUUUUUUAAAGACAACCACCACUGCCACAAGACUCAAUAAACCAUUACUCUUGGUCUCCAGCUUUGGGGUUGGCUGGGGAAGGAGGCACCUCAGGACUGGGUUUUUUCUCCAGAGAACCUCAGAGCCCAGUGGCCAGCGAACUCACUUUGGGGGCCGGGCAUUGAGAGGACCACGAAUGCCCAAGGGAGGGAGCCCCUGACUUAGCAUUCGCCCUCUGCCCCAGAGACAUGUUCAGCCCCGGGCAAAUCACGUAUCCCAAGCUUUGACUGUGCCAACUCUGAGUAAAUGCGAGCAUAAAAUAAGCACGUGGCCCAGUGCCUGGCCAAUCACAGACUCCCCACAGGUAGCUGCUGUUGUUAUUAACAGGAAGCCAGAGAAUCCGCCGGGAAGGUUGGAGGCAGAUCCGGGAAGCUGGAGCCCACAUAAACAGCUCUUAGGAUCCCUGAGGUGUGAGAGGAGGGAAGGGAGAAGACAGUUCCUGGGCUCUGCCGGAUGGGGCCUCACGUAAAUUAAGCUGCCAUUUGCCCUAUUUUACAUAUGGAGAAACUGAGGCUCAGAAAAAAAUGAAAUAACUUGCCCAAGGCAGGAAGUAGUAGAUUCAAUCAAGUCCUCUUACUUUAAGUCCAGCACUUUCACCCAACAGCACAGGGCUCUCAUCAGGGAUGCCAGGGGGCUUCUAGACCCAAGGGAGGUUCUGAGACUGCCACCGAGAGUUUAAUUUUGGGGGGUUUGGUUCCUAAGUAUUUGGCAAGACUGUGCAGUCAGGAAGCUGAGGCCAGGAAGGGGUGAGGGAGCUACUCUAAGGACUUAGGACAACCCCCUUCUGUGAAAUUUUAGAGGACAAGUCACAACGGUGACUGCCAGGUCUCUGCCUCCAAGAGGGUGCCUGGCCCACCAGUGGCUGCCUGGUGUCUGCGUGGACCCUUUCCGUGAGGGACCCAGCUGGAGCCGGGGACAGGAUGCCCAGAUUAAUGCCGACAGCUACGCAGAUAACAGCUGAGGUUGAGUCAGGUGGGGGAGGGGCUUCCUCAUCCCCCACUAGCACCGCAACCAGGGGCUCCCAGGCUGGGAGGGCAGCGGCUGAGAGACGGGCCUCUGACCUCCCUGGUCCUCCCAAAGGAGAGGCGAGGAAUGCUCGCUGCGGAUGGCAUAGACGAGUGGGCCCCCCACAAAGACCAGUCCCCGUGACUUCUGAGCGGAUCUGAGAUGAGGCUCAGUUUCCAAUAACAGGAUAUUCCUCCAGCCACGAACAAUGGUGGCAGGACUGCAUCCCAUUAUAUCUGGGUUCCUGAGAGCCCUAAGGCAGGCCCCACCCAGGAAUCACCUUGAGGUGGAUGGUGCCCACCAGAGCCUGCAGAGCGAUCCUUCCUAUUCCCGGCCAAACCCUUUCUGGGGACCCUGGUGCGCUGGCAGCCUCUCCAAGCCCUGAAUGACAAAGGGACCUGGGCUGCGCUUUUGCGGGCUGACCGUGGUUCAGCGCUCCCCUUCCUUCUCGGAGGUGAGCUGAGCCCCCCGGGACACUCUGCUCAGAGCAGAUGUCGGUGAGUGUGAGGCAGGUCCUGGCCAGUAGCGCUCCAGACACUCCGUCCACAGUCAAACCACGGGUCCCCCUUCGGGGCUUGGAAAAUACAGCCGUCUGUGUGCUUGGGGGGAGAGAUGAUCUCAGGUGCCCUGACAUCAGGGGUGGUGUUGGGACAAGUUGGCGAGGUACAUGACGGGGUCGUGGUGAAGAAAGAGUAUGAGGGGAAGGGUGGGGAGGACAGGUGUUGGGAGGCACAGAUGAACAGGAAGCGGCUUUCCUGCUGGGGAGUGUGGGAAGUAUCCGUGGGUAGCUGUGUGGGAAGUGGCAGAGAGGUAGUUUACUCUGUAGCAGGGUCGAGGCCCUGGGUUUUCUGAAGGCAUAUGGGAGCAGUGCGUGUGUUGGUGGGAGAACUGGGGACGAAGCCUGGGCCCGAGGCGUUCGCAGGGCAGCGAGGGCCCUGCCUCACCGCCCCCCACCACGCCCCAUCCCCAUUGCACCCUGGAACCAUCCCUCUCACUGCCUGUGUGGAGAGUCUUCCUCAGCUUUCCAGGCCCUACUCCCCGGUCUGUCAUCCCUACCCUUCCUCCUCCAGUGGCCCCUGCCCUCCUGGCAUUGGCCAGGAGAGCCCAGGGUGCCUGGAGCUCAGCGGUCUGUGUGGGCCAGGCAGCCCCUGCAUGGUGGUGCGUUUCCUGCUGGGAGACAGAGCAGCUAGAACCCUACCUGGGCCCACCUAGUGGGGCAGAACACACCUUUCUAAGGUGGACUGGAGCUGCUGUGACCCUCUGGCCCCUACCCCAUGGCCUGCGGCAGGGGGAGGCAGGGGCGGCUAGGAGUCCUGCCCCAAGGCCAGCCCCUCCUGUCUCUUCGCCAAUAUUCUUGGCUUUGGUUGUUACUAAAAAACACGUACCUUCUGCCCGUCGUGUGCCAGACACACACUCAACCCUCACAACCACCUCAGGUGAGAGGAGAGUGUGGCCACAGUCUACAGAUGGGGAAGUAGGAGGCCAGAGAAGGUGAGGGGCUUGCGAAGGUUUCCCCUCUCCCGCUGUCCUCACCAUCCUCCUGGCCCCCUCCCCAAAUACUCACAACUUUUCCCACCAGCGUCUUCCUAAGGCUCGUCCUUUGGGGGUGGGCACAGGACAAGGGGGCUGGAGACCUCGGGGUCCCGAGUCAGUGCCCUGAGCUUCAGCGGGGAUUGGCGCUCCCUCCCUGGCCCUCCCUGAACUCCCCCAUCCUCAGAAGAUAGAAUCACCCUUCUCCCAUAGGCUUAGUCUCCGUCUGUUUACAAAACUCAUUCCCAUCCAUUUGUGUCUCCGAUUCUGCACAUCGGCCCCGUUUUGCCCUUGGGGAAACUGAGAGCAAGAGAUGACUGGAUCUUUCAAGGUCGUUCAGAGGAGCUGGGGCCACAGCCCGACCCCUAAUCUAAGGCCAACUCUGCAUCCCAAUCUAAGCCCUUGAGUAGCUGGAUGUGGCCAGGCUUCUGCAGAGACCUCAGGCUCCCAUCACUUUGUAGGGAGUGACAGAGUUACGGGGCCGCCUCCUUGACCCUUAAUGUCCCCCCAGGCCGCCCCUUCUCCAACUUUUAGGGUCAUAAAGCAUUUCCACCGCAGGCAGGGGUCUGAUUGUUCCUCUGCCUCAGUUUGUGAGACACCCGCAGACAGGGAGUGACCCAGCCUGCUACCUGCAGCUGCCGCGGUGAUUGUGAUGAAAGCAUCCCAGCCCACAAAGGCCGCCUCCUCUCUUUCCCUCGCACCUUUCUCUUUCCUUUUCCCACCUCUUUUAAUCUCAGCAGUCCCUCUUCUGCUGAGUCCGAAGCAAUUAUUCCUUUGAGAGACCUUUGUGUCUGCAGUGAAUGGUGGGGAGGGCUUAGACUUUCCCCGUGUCUGCUCAGAAAUGCUGGAAGCAUUUCUCCCUCCUUCCAUCCCUUCCGCUUGCUUUCUUACUCUUCUCAUUACUUUAUUCUCCUCCUCUGGCUCUUGGGGGCUCUCAGGACACGGAUGCUGGAGGUCCUUAUCUCCUGAUGGCAGAUCCCGAUUCCCUACUGCUCCCUGCUCGAGCGCAUGCACCCACACACACCACCAGCAACCCCAUCGCCACAUCUCUAAGCCCCUCAAACCAAACCCGGUGCCUGGCUUCCUGGACAAAGCUGGAGGGAGCAAGGAAGGCCGGUCCCCGCCCCGGCAGCAUCCUCCCCGGACGUCCCCCUAUCUCCUUCUCUCGCUGAGCUGAGCGGCAAAGGCUAAGCCCCAGCUGCUGAGAGGCUGCCCUGAGAUUUGGGGCGAGGGCUGGGGGAAGUGGGGCUUUGUUUUGGGGGAGAAGGGAGGUCAGGGCCCAGCUCCUCUGCAUCUGUACCCGGUGGCAGCCGGCCAGGCUGGGGAGGGAAGCGCUGCCUCCGGCUCUCCCAGGGAAAUGUGAUUUCCCCUUGAGUGAAGCAGACUGUGCAGUGUGGAAAUUGGCUCUUUUCUGAGUGAGUGGCGUCUGUUCUGGAGUCGGGGGCGGGCUGGGGCCCACGGGAGGCCGCGCUGGCCCCUGGAGUGAGCCCGGAGCAGCCAUGUGCUGAGAACUCAUUAGGGAUAAAUCAAACUAGUACCAGCAUGACGCCAACUCCCUUCCCCCCACCGCGCCUCCCGGCGCCCCCCUCCUCUGAGACGCCCCACUUCCCCUCCCCCUCCUCUCCAGCCAAGGCAUCCUCCCCCGUGUAACGGGAGCCCAAGCCCACACGUGCGUGCGCACCAUCACACACGCAGCCCUGCCUUGAAUGAGAACCGCUUUCAUUUACAAAUAAAUCUUUUUGUUUGUUUUA
This is a messenger RNA of Orcinus orca (killer whale), 6562 nucleotides long. It is a transcript of the gene PAX8, whose product is annotated as paired box 8. The transcript is spliced from 10 exons. Gene Ontology annotation, biological process: regulation of transcription by RNA polymerase II; anatomical structure development. Lineage: Eukaryota; Metazoa; Chordata; Mammalia; Artiodactyla; Delphinidae. The record is from RefSeq and is a predicted model, not a curated record. The coding region runs from base 1 to 1242 and encodes 413 amino acids. Gene Ontology annotation, molecular function: RNA polymerase II cis-regulatory region sequence-specific DNA binding; DNA-binding transcription factor activity, RNA polymerase II-specific.